Molecule: messenger RNA, 828 nt
Organism: Epithele typhae
Lineage: Eukaryota; Fungi; Basidiomycota; Agaricomycetes; Polyporales; Epitheliaceae
Exons: 4
Coding region: 1-828 (275 amino acids)
Source: RefSeq, a predicted model, not a curated record
AUGGAACACCUCCUUAUCGCUGUAUACAUGCUCUACGACGGUUUUGGUGGAAUACUUCGAAAGCUCUACCGUGACACAGUCGACCUGCUUUGGGUGCCAUUCAACAGCGACUCACGCGAGACCGCCCGUCGGCGCGCCGCGGCGGAUUUCGACCCUAAGUCAGUGCAGGAUGUCUCUGUUCUUGACAAGCUGUCUGUAUGCUGCAUCUUCAAGGCUGAUCACGAUCUCAAUAUAGAAUCAGAUGCUGGCGUGCGUGAUCUUCUUGACCACGUGAAGGCCCAAACAUCCUUGCCCGAGGACUGGUUUCCCGUCCCCACAAACAGCAGUAUCCUUUUCGCUUUAUUCGCCGAUGUGAGCGGCUUCCGAUAUGAGGACCAUGAAAAAACCGACAUAUCUGCUUUCUACGAAGAAAACACAAAAUUCGACUAUGAUUUUGUUGUCCUCCCCCACGCACACUGGCCCGACAGCUCGCCUGUCAAGCCUCUCGAAUCCGUCCGGCUCCUCAGUGGUACCACCACUUUCAACCCUCCCUAUCACUGUGGAAUUUCCUAUACUGGCAAGAAGCUGCUUCAACUCUUUCCUGACGGACGGCUCGACAAAUCCGUCUUCGCUGGGCUCGAUCGCCAAGUGGUCACGCGUAUGAUAGAGAUUUUGUCUAUAUACAUAGCAUGGAUCACGGCGAGCCCACAACCUCAGUAUCUGGCGUCCCUAUACUGUCCCGGCCAAGGCAGCAACAACGAUAGGAACGGUGUUGUCUCCAGCGGUGGUGCAGGUUGUUCGAUGCUAUGUCCACGGGAGAAGCCGCUCAGCCCACGGUGUCUGUCGUAG